This is a messenger RNA of Trichosporon asahii var. asahii CBS 2479, 399 nucleotides long. RefSeq lists its product as uncharacterized. The record is from RefSeq and is a predicted model, not a curated record. The transcript has a single exon. NCBI's taxonomy places the organism in Eukaryota, Fungi, Basidiomycota, Tremellomycetes, Trichosporonales, Trichosporonaceae. Bases 1 to 399 code for a protein of 132 amino acids. Gene Ontology annotation, biological process: protein secretion.
AUGGCGCACCUCCUCAGCAAGACGCUCGACCCGCUCCUCGGCGUCUUCACAGGCUUCCUCGCCUACUACCUGCACGAGACGAACCCGCGCACCGCCCCGCCGCCAGGACACAGCAUGAAGGAGCUGAUUCAGUGGCAGUGGGAGCACUCGAAGCGGAAGCGGGACGAGGCGGCUGCCGCUGCGUCGGCUGGGGAAAACGCAGAGCUCGACGCGGUCAGGAAGGAGUUUGAGGCGGCUGCUGCGCCUGUGGUUGCGUCGAGUGCUGUUGGACAGCAGGGACAGCAGCAGGGACAGCAGCAGGGACAACAGACGCAGCAGACUCAGGCUCAGAGUCAGCCGCAGGGCCAGGUCGCUCAGGCUGUUGCGCAGUCUAAGAAGACGGAGGACCGCGCUGUCUAA